Molecule: messenger RNA, 4785 nt
Organism: Durusdinium trenchii
Lineage: Eukaryota; Dinophyceae; Suessiales; Symbiodiniaceae
Source: the annotation of a GenBank genome assembly
AUGACCCUUUUCUGCUGCUACUCCACCGGUCACAAAGUUGAACCAGACGAUAUGAGGACAACCAGCUCUCCGACCAGCAUGACCAUCGGAAAGCCUGAAGUCUCGCAGGACAGCGAGGCCUUCAAGACCCGGCCGUUUGUGGAUGGCGCCAAGACCUUGAUCGGUGGCCAGGUGAAGCCCUGGACCGGCAUUUUUUCGGAGAUCUACUCCCCAGUCUAUUGCACCGAGACGGGCGAGAGGAUUUGCAUCGGCAAGCAGGCCACCAUGUCACCCAAAGAGGCCAUGGAAGCAGUACACGCUGCGGCGAAGGCCUGGGACCUGGGACGUGGGGAGUGGCCCCAAAAGAGCUUGCAAGAACGCAUUGCUGUGGUGGAAAGGCUUGUGGGAAAAUUGAAAGAGAAGAGGAUGGAAAUUGCCAAGGUGCUUCAGUGGGAGAUCUGUAAGAAUGACGCAGACUCGGUCAAGGAGUUUGAUCGUACCAUGGACUUUGUCUCUGCCUUGAUUGAGACUGCCCGCAAGAUGAAUUCUGGUCCAGCUGUUUGCCAGGAGGGCAUCCACGCCAUCUUGAAGCGGUCACCCAUGGGCGUGAUGAUGAAUCUGGGUCCAUCCAACUACCCCUUCAAUGAGACGUACGCCACGUUGAUCCCUGCGAUACUGAUGGGAAAUUCCAUCGUCAUGAAGGUCCCCAACACCGGUGGAUUGGCGCACUUCCUCACCAUGGAGGCCUAUGCUGAAUGCUUCCCUCCUGGUGUCGUGAACUUCAUCUCUGGCCGCGGCCGAGACACCAUGCCGCCUUGCAUGGAGAGUGGCUUGGUGGACAUCUUUGCCUUCAUCGGCUCCUCCAAAGCAGCGGACGCCUUGGUGAAGGCACAUCCUCAGCCGCACCGUUUGAAGAAUUUGCUGUCCCUGGAUGCCAAAAACUUGGCCAUCGUGCUUCCCGAUGCCGACCUAGACGUCGCUGUGAAGGAGAUUGUUGCGGGCAGCACCUCUUUCAAUGGGCAGCGGUGCACAGCCAUCAAGCUGGUGAUGGUCCACAGCAGCAUCGCUGAGACCUUCAACCAGAAGUUCUGCAGCGCUGUGGCAGCUCUGCCCUGUGGCCUGCCUUUCGGAAAGAAUCACAUUACCCCGCUGGCCUGCAACCCCACUAGCUUCAUGCAAUCCUUGACAGAGGACGUGAAGUCCAAAGGCGCCCGGGUACUGAACGAAGCCGUGGGUGGAGGCCACUGUGAUCGAACUCUCUUCGUGCCGGCGGUUGUCUACCCGGUGACCGCAGAGAUGCAGCUCUGGACUGCGGAGCAGUUCGGCCCGGUGAUCCCGAUCGCCCCUUUCGACCACCUUGAGACGCCCAUCGAGUGGCUUCGGAAGAUGCCAUUUGGCCAGCAGACAGCCCUGUUCACCUCCAAUCAGGCGGCAGCGGCUCCAAGCAAGGAGCUCUCCCAGCUGUUGGACAUGUGUGCGCUGUCCACCUGCAGAGUAAACCUCAACGCUCAAUGCCAGCGUGGGCCUGAUAUGUUCCCCUUCGCCGGGCGACGCUCAUCCGCUAUGGGCACCAUCUCAGUGGAAGAGGUCUUAAGGGCAGUGAGCGUGGAGACCAUGGUGGCAAGCAAGAAUCCAGAGGCCAAUGGGCGGAAGGCGUUUGACGUGCAUAUCGACGCAAGUCGACCCAUAGGCAAUGAUCUGCAUGUGGCGGCCAUGCAGGGCGACCGUUUGGAGGUGCAACGGCUUUUGGAGCUUCACCCCGAGUGGUGCCAGUCGCGCUUUACCUGCCAAGCAUUGCUGUCUCCGCGUUGCUUUGAAGGGCGACCGCACGUGGAGAUGUCCGGGGAGGCAAUUCAUUUGGCAGCCUCCAGAGGUCAUCUGGAGAUUUUGAAGGAUCUCUUGUCCCACAAAGCCUCCCUGCAAGCAGGUGCAUACAAAGAUGGUCGACCCUACUGUGAAGUGCUUCAUGCUGCACUUCUUUGUCUUUCAGAGGACUUUGCAAGCACCAAGGCGACGGUGAACUUUCUUCUUGAGGAGGCUGAGAUGACGUGCACUUCCACAGGAAGACAUCCGCUACAUCUUGCCGUGAACUCGGGCAAGCCCGAAUUGAUUUGCCUGGUAAGACAUUGGAUGAAGAAGAAAGGGAUCACUGAAGAAGAUCUUCCCACCUCGCAUGAGGUCAUCGAGGAUUCGGUCAGAAAAACCUGCUUCCACAUCGAGCGUCCGCUGACUGUAGCGAUUCAAAGUGCCAAGAUGAAGCUCAAGGACUUAGUUUUGUCGGCGGAACCAUCUGCUUUUUCCUUGAAAAUGUUUAUGGCGGAUUGCCCGGAGGCAGUGCCUUUGUUCCUGAAGCGAAUGACCAGCCUGGGCAAGUUGGAAGGAAUUUUGGUGGAUUCUGAACUAAGCAGCUUGGAUGUUGCCAAUUUGAUGAAGCAAUCAGAGCUGGCGGCUCUGAGCUUGUUGGAUGCAGCCACUGUCCGGCCCCGGUGCCAGGAUUGGGAGAUGUAUCCCUUGCCUUCGACGGUGAGUUUCGCCUCACGCGACUGGGAGCAGCUCGUGUGGAAUCUGUCGAAUCGUGGCACUUUGGCCGUCGAGGCUUUCACCUUCUUGGAGCCCGAGGAUCACUGGACCGCCGGUUCGAGGUGGCACGAGACGUUACUGGACACCCACUUCGGGCGGCCCAUCCGGGAUGCAGACAUCCAAGUCUGUCAGAUCCCUGAUCUAAUCUCAACACAGCUCUUUCUCGUUCUCGCAUCAGAUGAUAUUGACCUUCAGACCUUCGACAACCGCCUCAUCACCUUCAUCGUGUUGCACGUGUUUGAACAUCAUGCUGGUAAAGUGGAGGCGGUCCGAUGUGUAGUGAAUGUGUGGAUCUUGGCCUUGCUGAAUCUACAUACCUGGUCAAUGCAUCACAAUGAGCUUCUACCUGGAAUCAUUUGGGUGGCUGUGAGAUUUCUGGCCGCCCAGUCUGCAGUGGAUAUUCUUUGGGAGGCGAUUCAAAUUUAUGGAUACGCUGCCAUCGGCCAACCUUGGGAGUACUGGAGCGUGGGAAAUCUGCUGGACUUCUGUGCCGCCGUGGUGCCGACCUAUUUGUGGCUGGAUCCAUCGAACCAUCCCGUGCUGGUGGUCACGAUCUUCAUCUACUGGGGACGGGUGUUGCACUUCGCCAGUUUCUGUGAGCCCAUUGGCCGGGAGUUGCAACCCUUCACCAAGAUCUUCCGUGGAUUGGGACCAGUGCUCUUCGUCACAAUGGUGGCCUUUGCUGCUUUCAGCCACGCCUUCUUCAUCCUGCAGCCUGAAUCGUUUAGCAUUUCCAUCUACGGAACCUUCGUCACAUUGAUGACAGCAGGCUUGCCAGAGGAGCCCAGUCCAAACUUGCUGGAAUCAGGCCUUCUCUACAUUGCUGUGACAUUCUUCACUGUCUUCAUCUUGAACAUCUUUAUUGGAGUGAUUGGAGACGAGUACAGCCGCCUGAAAAGCCAGUCUUUCCUGGGUUUCCGACAGAUCAGAGCCAAGAUGUGUUUGGAUUAUAUGCUCCGCAAGCAGUUCUUUCGCAUUGACUGGUGCUCAAAGAGGAUGAGCAAGAUCGUUUUGUUGACUUUGAUUCAAUUUGGCUUGGUGAUUCAACUAUUCUCAACCUUCAACAAUGGGCAUCCCUACGAAAGCUUGGAAGGUGUGGCUUAUGUGAUCAUCCUGGGGGUGAUGCAUGCGGUCUUUUACAACUCACCAGGCUCGAACAAGUUCAUUGCCAAGAUGUCUGCAUCAUUGACCUUGGCGCGCCUCUUGCGCAGAGGCAAUAUGCUGGUGGCCUCCUGGGAGGCAGGGCAUCCAAGGCCCUUCCGUGCUUUGUCUGCGGCCCUGGUACAAUCCUUGCUGAGCAAUUCGCUUCGAGAGGUUGAUGCACCCUCGGCAUUGCUGGAAGCGCUGGUGGGCAAGGACCAAGCUUCAGAGCUACUUAGAGACAUGGCCUCAGACCUGUCGGGCGGCCGCGCCUGCGCGCGCUGGUCCGCGGACACCGCACGGCAGGGCCCCUGCGAGGCAGUGGAGGUGCGAUCCGUCAAGCAAGGCGCAGAUGGCCAGAUGCUCCUGCUGUGUGCUGUGCUGCGGGAACCAGAGGCGCACACGGGCCCUGUUCUUUUGCGGCAAGCCCUUGACUUGCGGCAACAUAUGGACCAGGCCUUGGAAGCUUUCACUAUCUUGGAGACAGAGAUGAUCGGGCCAUCCAGGUGUGAACUACCAUGUGGCCAGGAGCUGUUGCGAUGGCACGCGGAGCUCUUUGACUCGGAUGUGUUGUGUACUCGGCCUAUGUCCAAGACAAGAAUACCAUCCGCUUUGGUCACGCUGACCUUGCCUCAAGGUUGCGAAACCUUGGAUGCUGGGAUCUACUGUGCAUCCAUGUCCGAUCAUGAGGAGUUCGGCGCCGUCAUGGCGGUCGGACGGCAUGGCCAGCAGCCGAUUGUCGCAGCUGAGCUCGCGAGCUUCCAGCGCCCCAGCGAGGUCGAGUCUGACCCACAGAUCGUGCCCGUGGAGUACAUUUGCACUUCUGGAAGCCUUUUUGGUCUCCGGUGGGUGAGACCUUUCUAUCACAAGCUUGCCCGGCAAGGAGCUCCAGAGAGCUGCUUGCAGCGACAGGUGCAAGUUGAUAUCAUCGCUGCAUCGGAGCUGCUUUGGCCUUCAAAUGCGCGGAAGGUGGCACGGCGGAGGUCUGAUGUGUCAGCAUCUGUGGCGAUGACGUCAUCAACCUUGUCCCGCGUAACCGCCCACGCUGGAGCUGCCGAGCUGGAUCUUGAACAAAGGUUUCUAUGA